GCCACCGCCGCCGCCGCCGCGAGAGCUGGGAGAUGAUGACCGUGUCGCUAGAAGCCUCUCCUCAGCGUAGACUCCUUCCGUUGCCGCCAGGUUACGAACUCUCGUGGUGGAUUAGAAGGGAGAUCCUCUUUGUUGCGCCAUCUUCUGCGUCUCUGGAGCAAGAACACCAGUGCCGGCGACAACAAUCCUUCCCGUCCCGCAACCGUCAUUUGGUCCUUCCCCUUCCCACGGUCAUCCUCUUGGCUCGGACAAGCCCCGUUCGUCCAGGUGCUCAGGCCCGAAGAAGCAAAUAAGCUUAGCACCUUGGGAGAAUGUUUUACCUCAGCCUAAUCGAGCAUAACUUGCGUUUGCCUCCUCACUUGCUUAACCGUCCGCUUGUUGAUGCAAUCAAGGAUGAACUUGAGAGGCUGUACUUAGACAAGGUUAUCACAAAUUUGGGUCUCUGCAUCUCUGUCUAUGACAUUCGGUCAUUGGAAGGUGGUUUUAUCUACCCUGGAGAAGGUUCCUCCACGUAUAAGGUUGUGUUUAGGUUACUUAUCUUUCGACCAUUUAUUGGGGAGGUUAUUUGUGCAAAGCUUAAAGCAUCCGACGCCACUGGUUUGCAUUUAACUCUUGGCUUUUUCAGUGACAUACAUGUUCCUGUGCAUCUAUUGCCAAAAGAAAGCGAAAUGGGGGAAGAUGGCAUAUGGGUGUGGAAGCAUGAAUUUGGAGACUUAGCUAUGGAUUUGGAUGAGGAGGUGAACGUCCGAGUGACAAAAAUUAACUAUCCUUCCAUCCCUGUGGAGCAAGAUGCCAAUGCACAACCUUUUGCUCCUAUGCAGAUCAUAGGUGAGAUCUAUGGAGAUGGCUUGGGUCUGAUUUCAUGGUGGGCAGAUUAAUGUUCAAGAUAAUCACUCGUACCAUUGCCAACAUUAGUUCAACCAAAAUCUUACUUUCCUUGAACAGUGUGUGCCCCUUUUGUUUUCAUAGUUUAUGUAUGCACUAGCAAUUAAAUCCUGUGCUAUUGGGAACUUGCAGAACCUGUAUUUUAAGGGAUCUUGUUUUCAUUGGCAUAUGUAAUCGUUUGAUCUAAUUGUAAUUUGAGCAGUUCCCAUUAAUUGAAAACAGAUUGCUUUUUGUAGCUUGUAUAUUAACUACUUAUUGAAUUUUAAAAGAAUCGAUCAUGCUGAAAAA
Messenger RNA from Zingiber officinale, 1173 nucleotides. Its product is annotated as DNA-directed RNA polymerase III subunit RPC8-like. The transcript has 8 exons. Gene Ontology annotation, cellular component: RNA polymerase III complex. Gene Ontology annotation, biological process: DNA-templated transcription; transcription initiation at RNA polymerase III promoter. The record is from RefSeq and is a predicted model, not a curated record. The coding region runs from base 312 to 878 and encodes 188 amino acids. Lineage: Eukaryota; Viridiplantae; Streptophyta; Magnoliopsida; Zingiberales; Zingiberaceae.